CCCACUGCCCACAAUGAGGACUCACCUGCUUUGGCUGCUGCCCCUGACCCUGCUGGGAUUGCCAGCUCAGGCACUGAACUGUCAUGAGUGCAAAUCAACAGAAAGUUGCUACAACCCCACACCGUGCAACAACAGCAGCUAUUUCUGCAUGACCACCUGGCACACGCCCCCAGGCUAUGAAGUGGUUGUGAUAAAAGCUUGUGCAUAUAAAUGCCCCACUGCCCCAGAGAGCCUGCCCAACUCCAAGACCUCCUGCUGCAACACAGACCUCUGCAACAGUGCGGUGAGCCGCCGCGCCAGCUGGGGGCUGCUGGCCCUCGGUGUCUGCUGCCUCUACCUCAGACUGUAGGCGCAGACCUCCGUCCCACGUAGGCUCAUGAACCGCAGAGCUUGGAAUCCGGAGUUUGUUCCCAUCCUUAGGCAUGUGCUCUACCUCGGCCUCUAAUGGGGAGGAUUUCAGGAAAGAAGGCUUGUGGACUGGGACCCUAGGCGGAUACCUCGGUGGGGCUCUUGCUGCUGUCCAGGGUGCUGCGUUCAGAUCUGUAUGGAGAGCUGGCCACCUGCUGGCCUCCAGACCCAGGACACCUUAGCCCCAAGAUGGACCCUGAGGCUUCUCUCCUGGGACAGCACCAACCCCAGCAGGACCUCGGCUUCUGUGGACUGUGGUCCACUCUGGAGAAAAGUGCAUCAGAAUCAGGAGUGCGAGAGGUGGGCUUUGGUCAGCUCUGAGGUGACUUCCAUACUCACUGGCUGAAGCCUGAAGUAUUUCUUCUCUUCACUGCCCAGGUCCAGACCUCUGUCAGCAUGCCAGUUCUUGUGACCAAACAUCCUUCAUUAAAGAGAAGCUGCC
Messenger RNA from Nannospalax galili (Upper Galilee mountains blind mole rat), 850 nucleotides. RefSeq names its product lymphocyte antigen 6D-like. The coding region runs from base 14 to 349 and encodes 111 amino acids. The transcript is spliced from 4 exons. The record is from RefSeq and is a predicted model, not a curated record. NCBI's taxonomy places the organism in Eukaryota, Metazoa, Chordata, Mammalia, Rodentia, Spalacidae. Gene Ontology annotation, molecular function: acetylcholine receptor inhibitor activity.